GCUUCAGUUUCACGUUCAUGUUGCAUUAUUAUAUAUAACAUGUCCCUCUUACCACACAUUCUUGUGUUGUAACCUAUUAUUAUUGCCUUUCUAUACAUGUUCAUGCCUCCAAAUCACUUCUUCGUACCAACGCCAUUUCCAUUUCCAUACAUAAAAUUCUCAGAGCUAGAGAACCUUCCACUGAUGCCCUUCUCCCGUGUUUUUGUCUGCGUGUUUUCUUAUAUUACAUGUGUUGCAACAUUAAACAGGAAUGAGUAUAAUGGCUAGGACCCAAUCAAGCCACCCUUUGGACCCUUUAUCUGCAGCCGAAAUCUCUGUGGCAGUGGCAACUGUUAGGGAAACUGGAGCCACUCCUGAGCACAGAGACAGUAUGCGCUUUAUUGAAGUAGUUUUGUUGGAACCAGAUAAACAUGUUGUUGCACUGGCAGAUGCUUAUUUCUUUCCACCUUUCCAACCUUCAUUACUUCCUAUAGCUAAAGGAGGGGCAGUAAUUCCCGUUAAACUUCCCCCAAGACGUGCUAGACUCGUUGUUUACUAUAGGAAGACAAAUGAGACUAGUAUAUGGAUUGUUGAAUUAUCACAAGUACAUGCAGUAACUCGAGGAGGUCAUAACCGUGGGAAAGUCAUUUCAUCACACGUUGUUCCAGAUGUUCAGCCUCCAAUUGAUGCUAUGGAGUAUGCAGAAUGUGAAGCUGUUGUUAAAGAUUUUACUCCAUUUAGAGAGGCCAUGAAGAAAAGGGGCAUUGAAGACAUGAACCUCGUAAUGGUUGAUGCAUGGUGUGUUGGUUAUUACAGUGAAGCAGAUGGUCCGAAUCGUAGACUUUCUAAGCCACUUAUAUUUUGCCGAGCCUCAAGUGACUGCCCUAUGGAAAAUGGCUAUGCACGCCCAGUUGAGGGCAUCUAUGUGCUUGUUGAUAUGCAAAACAUGUCAGUCAUUGAAUUUGAAGACUAUAAACAUGUUCCUCUGCCUCCGGUUGAUCCCUUGAGGAACUAUACACAUGGUGAAACAAGUGGUGGAUCUGAUAGAAGUGAUAUAAAACCCUUGCAAAUUGUUCAGCUUGAAGGUCCAAGCUUUCGGGUUGAUGGGUCUUAUGUUGAAUGGCAAAAGUGGAACUUUCGUGUUGGAUUUACGCCCAGAGAAGGUUUGGUUAUAUAUUCGGUUGCGUAUGUUGAUGGUAGUCAAGGGAGAAGGUCUGUAGCUCAUAGGCUGAGUUUUGUGGAGAUGGUUGUACCAUAUGGAGAUCCUAAUGAGCCACACUAUAGGAAGAAUAGUUUUGAUGCUGGGGAAAAUGGCUUGGGGAAAAAUGCACAUUCUCUCAAGAAGGGAUGUGAUUGUUUGGGCUACAUUAAAUACUUUGAUGCUCAUUUCACAAAUUUCACUGGUGGAGUUGAGACAAUUGAAAAUUGCGUUUGUUUGCACGAAGAGGAUCAUGGAAUUCUGUGGAAGCAUCAAGACUGGAGAACUGGCUUAGCAGAAGUCCGAAGGUCUAGAAGACUUUCAGUUUCUUUUAUGUGCACUGUGGCUAACUAUGAGUAUGGAUUUUUUUGGUACUUUUAUCAGGAUGGAAAAAUUGAAGCUGAGGUUAAGCUAACUGGAAUUCUAAGCUUAGGAACCUUGUUACCCGGAGAGUUUCGUAAAUAUGGAACCAUGAUUGCCCCAGGUCUUUAUGCUCCAGUUCAUCAACACUUCUUUGUAGCUCGCAUGAAUAUGGCUGUGGAUUCUAAACAUGGUGAUGCUUUGAAUCAGGUCGUGGAGAUCAAUGUCAAAGUUGAGGAACCAGGGGAGCAUAAUGCUCACAACAAUGCAUUUUUUGCUCAAGAGACUCUGCUCAGAUCUGAAUUGGAAGCCAUGCGUGAUUGCAAUCCUUUGACUGCUCGACAUUGGAUUGUAAGGAACACAAGAAUAGGCAAUAGAACUGGACAGUUGACAGGCUAUAAGCUAGUACCUGGUUCAAAUUGUUUACCUUUAGCAGGUUCUGAUGCCAAAUUUUUAAGAAGAGCUGCUUUCUUGAGGCAUAAUCUUUGGGUAACACCCAAUUCACACGAUGAAAUGUUUCCCGGAGGAGAAUUUCCUAAUCAAAAUCCACGUGCCAACGAAGGAGUAGCUACAUGGGUUAAGCAAAACCGAUCUUUGGAAGAAACUGAUAUAGUUCUUUGGUAUGUAUUUGGAAUGACACACAUCCCUCGUUUAGAAGAGUGGCCAGUUAUGCCAGUAGAACGCAUUGGUUUCAUGCUCAUGCCUCAUGGAUUCUUCAACUGUUCACCUGCAGUGGAUGCCCCUCCUAGUCCAUGUGAGUUGGAUUCUAAAGAUAGUGACAUGAACGAUACCAAGAAAACUGAGGGUGGCUUAGUGGCAAAACUUUAGACACUUGUUUUAUACUCUUAUGGUCACGUGUUGUCACGUAAAAUUGUGGCUCAUAUUCUGUCAUCGACUCUGAAACAUCAAGUAGCUAGUGCAGUGCAUGCAGAUUAUCUUUUUCAA
Molecule: messenger RNA, 2482 nt
Organism: Cajanus cajan (pigeon pea)
Lineage: Eukaryota; Viridiplantae; Streptophyta; Magnoliopsida; Fabales; Fabaceae
Product: amine oxidase [copper-containing] zeta, peroxisomal
Biological process (GO): amine metabolic process
Molecular function (GO): quinone binding; copper ion binding; primary methylamine oxidase activity
Source: RefSeq, a predicted model, not a curated record